UCAGGAUCAUGUGUGUCCAGCUCUGUGUCUCUGAAGAGUGACUGCUCUAAAGAUGAUCCACCAGACCUCAGAGAGGAAACACCAUCAUCUGCUCAAAGGCUUCAGAGCUGUAAUCUCACUGUUCAGUGCUGUGAGAGUUUGUCUUCAGCUCUACAAUCCUCAAACUGUGUGCUGAGAGAGCUGGACCUGAGUAACAAUGACCUGCAGGAUUCAGGAGUGAAGAAGCUCUCUGAUGGACUGAAGAGUCAACACUGUAAACUGGACACACUGAGAUUGUCUGGCUGUAUGGUGACAGAGGAAGGCUGUGGUUUUCUGUCUUCAGCUCUGACUUCAAACCCCUCACACCUGAGAGAGCUGGAUCUGAGCUACAAUCAUCCAGGAGAUUCAGGAGUCAAGCUGCUCUCUGAACAACUGGAGGAUCCAAACUACACACUGGACAAACUCAAUCUGGAUCAUGGAGGAGAGACGAGGAUUACAGCUGGACUACACAAAUAUGUCUGUUUCCUCACUCUGGAUCCAAACACAGCACACACUCAACUCAUUCUGUCUGAGGAGAACAGAGAGGUGAAGUGUGUGAGAGAGAAUCAGCCGUAUCCUGAUCAUCCACACAGAUUUGAUGAUUAUUCUCAGGUGUUGUGCAGAGAGAGUGUGUGUGGACGCUGUUACUGGGAGAUUGACUGGAGUGGAGAUGUUGGUGUGUGUAUAUCAGUGUCAUAUAAGAGCAUCAGGAGGAAGGGAGGAGGUGAUGAGUGUGAGUUUGGAUCUAAUGCUCAGUCCUGGAGUUUGUUCUGUGAUUCCUCCAGUUUCUCAUUCAGUCACAAUAACACACGCACUGAUCUCCCAGUGAAGGCGCUCAGCAGGAGAAUAGGAGUGUUUGUGGAUCACAGUGCAGGAACUCUGAUCUUCUACAACAUCUAUAGAGACACAAUGAGCCUCAUCCACUCAGUCCAGACCACAUUCACUGAGCCGCUCUGGCCUGGGUUUACUGUUUAUCCUGGAUCAUCAGUGAAACUGAGCUGA
This is a messenger RNA of Danio rerio (zebrafish), 1020 nucleotides long. The record is from RefSeq and is a predicted model, not a curated record. NCBI's taxonomy places the organism in Eukaryota, Metazoa, Chordata, Actinopteri, Cypriniformes, Danionidae.